Messenger RNA from Cyprinodon tularosa, 1951 nucleotides. Its product is annotated as phosphatidylinositol-binding clathrin assembly protein-like. The transcript is spliced from 19 exons. NCBI's taxonomy places the organism in Eukaryota, Metazoa, Chordata, Actinopteri, Cyprinodontiformes, Cyprinodontidae. Gene Ontology annotation, molecular function: clathrin heavy chain binding; phosphatidylinositol-4,5-bisphosphate binding; SNARE binding. Gene Ontology annotation, biological process: synaptic vesicle budding from presynaptic endocytic zone membrane; clathrin-dependent endocytosis; clathrin coat assembly. The record is from RefSeq and is a predicted model, not a curated record. The coding region runs from base 159 to 1889 and encodes 576 amino acids. Gene Ontology annotation, cellular component: clathrin-coated pit; extrinsic component of presynaptic endocytic zone membrane; clathrin-coated vesicle.
CCUGUCCUCCUCUUCCUCCUCCUCCUCCUGACUCUCACAGAGGGCACUACCCUCCUCCCUACCACUAAAGACAUUUCCAUCGUCCUCCCCUGCUCCCCCCAUCCGGACACGACCACCACCACCUCCUCCGCCUCCUCCUCCUCCUCUUCCACUGUAACAUGUCGGGACAGUCUUUGACGGACCGGAUCGCCGCCGCGCAGCACAGCAUGACCGGCUCUGCCAUCAGCAAAGCCGUCUGCAAGGCCACGACGCAUGAAGUCAGCGGACCCAAGAAGAAACACCUUGACUACCUGAUCCACUGCACCAAUGAGCUGAACGUCAGCAUCCCCCAUCUGGCAGACACGCUGCUGGAGCGCACGACAAGCAACAGCUGGAUAGUGGUUUUCAAAGCGCUCAUCGCCACACACCACCUCAUGAUGUACGGCAGCGAGAGAUUGAUGCAGUACCUCGCCUCCAGAAACACGCUCUUCAACCUCAACAACUUUCUAGAUAAAGCUGCUCUGCAAGGGUAUAACAUGUCAACUUUCAUCAGACGCUACAGUCGAUAUCUGAAUGAAAAAGCCAUGUCCUACAGACUAGCAGCAGUGGACUUCACCAAGAUGAAGAGAGGGGCUGACGGUGUGAUGCGAACCAUGAACACAGAGAAGCUCAUCAAGACUUUGCCCAUCAUACAGAACCAGCUGGAUGCACUGCUAGAUUUUCAGCCAAACUCCAACGAGCUGACCAAUGGAGUGAUCAACACAGCAUUCAUGCUGUUGUUUAAAGACUCCAUACGGCUGUUUGCUGCUUAUAACGAGGGUGUCAUCAACAUGUUGGAGAAAUACUUUGACAUGAAGAAGAAUCAGUGCAAAGAAGCGUUGGAGAUCUACAAGACCUUCCUGAACAGAAUGACUAAACUAUCUGAGUUUCUCAAAGUGGCAGAGCGAGUUGGGAUAGAUCAGGGCGACAGCCCCGAUCUCACACAGGCUCCCAGCUCCCUCCUGGAGGCUUUGGAGCAGCAUCUUGCUUCCCUGGAAGGCAGGAAGCUCAAAGACCUGUCUACUGCCAGCAGAUCCAGCACCUUGUCGAGCACAGUGUCGUCCCUCUCCAGUGCUGGCAUCUCUCUCAGCCACAUGGAUGACAAGACGGAGGACAACCGGCUGCAGCAACAUAAGGAGGACGGUCACAAAGUGAUGGACAUACAGACGCCUACUGUUUCGCCCAGCACCCAGUCGGUGGGCAGUGCCAACAGCAGCGGAGGGGCCACAGAUCUCUUCUCAAGCUCACCCAGCGUAUCCAUCAAUAACCAUGUGCCAAACCUGAGCGGAGAGUUGUUCGCCCUGCAGCCCAGCUUCACCCCCAUCCAGACCACACACACUGUGCCCAACAACAGCAAUGCAUGGGGAGGAGACCUGCUAAAGCCUUCCCCACUUACUCAGAUUCACAGCCCUGGAGCUCCAUUACACUCUGGUAAAAUGCUGCCCAAUGAUUUGGAUUCUUCACUAGCAAACUUGGUCGGGAACCUGCAGUUUGGGGGCACACCAGCCAAAAAGCCAGAGUUCCAGUGGAACCAGAUAGUGGAGAAGAAACCCACAGGAGGGAGUGGCUGGCAGUCAAAGACUAUGUGUACCAACACCAACUGGACUCAUGCUGCUCAUCACAUGGCACCUGCACCCAUGGCGGUCCCUCAGAUGAAUGGGAUGAUCUAUACGGGAUAUGCUCCAGCACCAGUGGCUUUUCCUAUGACGACACCCCAAGUGCCUGUGUAUGGAAUGCUCCCCCCUCAGAUGAGUCAUCAAAUGGGGGGCGUUCAAAUGUUACCCCCACAGCCUGUCAUGUACAACCAGCCUGUCCUGAGACCCACCAAUCCUUUUGGACCCAUCCCUGGUACACAGAUGCACUUCAUGUAGAGAUGAUGUUGUAACCAUAGCAGCAAAGCUGAGAGAAAAGAGGCAAGAGAAAGAGAUCGAAA